Heterotrigona itama is the source of this 642-nucleotide messenger RNA. The record is from the annotation of a GenBank genome assembly. Lineage: Eukaryota; Metazoa; Arthropoda; Insecta; Hymenoptera; Apidae.
AUGUCACAUCCCUACUGGCGGCCAAUUAUGAAUAGCAAUUAUUCACGGACACUCACAUUUUUAAUAGUUCCUAACAUUUCGUCAUUCAUACCCGAGCAGCUGAUCAAUCGAUCAAAAAUCAAAAUACCAAGGAACACUAAACUAGCCGACCCAACUUUCCAUCGACCUGCGCCAAUCGAGAUGCUUCUAGGUGCCGGGACAGCGAUCUCUGUAUUCUGCCUCGGACAGAUUAACCUGUCUCCUCCCAACGGUCCAGACCUCUAUUAUUUUUUCGGAUGGGUCAUCGGGGGGAGUGUACCGACCAUCAGUGCGACUCACGCAACCAUGUGCCACUCCAUAACCGCUCUACAAACCGACUUUAUUCGCUUCUGGGAAAUCGAGGAAGAGUCGCAGAUACAUAGACUAUCCGACGUGGCGUGUGAAGAACACCGUCACACCCAUACGAUACGCAAUUUCGAAGGAAGGCUGCUUUCCUUCGAAAUAAAGCUACAAAAAGAUCCUGACUUAAAACAGCAAUCUCAUGCUGUCUUGCAGGAAUACUUAGAUCUCGGACAUUUAUCCGAAACCAAACCACAACCAUCAAAACAGGAAUGUAAUAAAAAGUUCCAUUUACCCAACCAAAUUAAGGGCCGUUUUCGAUAA